Lethenteron reissneri (Far Eastern brook lamprey) is the source of this 8691-nucleotide messenger RNA. RefSeq names its product myb-related protein A-like. The record is from RefSeq and is a predicted model, not a curated record. Gene Ontology annotation, biological process: regulation of DNA-templated transcription. Gene Ontology annotation, cellular component: nucleus. Gene Ontology annotation, molecular function: RNA polymerase II cis-regulatory region sequence-specific DNA binding; DNA-binding transcription factor activity, RNA polymerase II-specific. Lineage: Eukaryota; Metazoa; Chordata; Hyperoartia; Petromyzontiformes; Petromyzontidae.
GGGGCCGUUGGCGCGAGAUUCGGUGCAGGGCGGCGUCCCCCAUCGUCGUCGUCGGCUCCCGCGGGGCUCCCGAAGCCGCCGCCGCCGCCGCCGCCUUCCCCUCACGCCACGCGUGACACCUCUACACCUCUACACCGCCACGACUCAGCCUCGUCGUGUCUAGCGCAGCUUCGGAUCAUAUCGCCGCCGCCGCUGCUGCUGUCGCGUGUGGAGGGGGGCGGGGAGUUAACAAAAACGUCGCGAGGAGGAAUGGAGGCGGCGCGGCGGAGGCGGCCGUGAAGCAGCAGCAGCAGCGAGGAGGAGGAGGGGGGGAGAUGGCGCAGCUCCUGAGCGCAGUGAGCUUACAUCAGGGCUUCACGGGGAUAUCGGAGUAUGGCAGCAGCGAUGAUGACGACUGCGACGAGAGUGAGCGCGAUCAGUCGGAGCAGAACCCUGGCCACUCGCGCCGCUCCGGCUUCAAGCCUCGCUGGACCAGGGAGGAGGAUGACCAGCUGAAGAGUAUCGUUGAAAGGUUUGGAGUGAAGGACUGGAAGUUGAUCGCAAGCAACAUGCCGAACCGGUCGGACACUCAGUGCUUGAACCGCUGGCAGAAGGUACUGAGCCCCGAGCUGGUAAAGGGACCGUGGACUAAGGAGGAAGAUCAGAAGGUGAUCGAGCUGGUGCACAAGUACGGCCCCAAGUCCUGGGCCCUCGUCGCCAAGCAGCUGAAAGGGCGCAUCGGCAAGCAGUGCCGUGAGCGCUGGAUCAACCACCUCAACCCUAAGGUGAAGAAGUCAUCGUGGACCGAGAUGGAGGACCGCAUCAUCUACGAAGCUCACAAGAGCUUGGGCAACCGCUGGGCUCUCAUCGCCAAGUUGCUGCCCGGCCGGACGGACAACGCCAUCAAGAACCACUGGAACUCGACCAUGAGGCGGAAGGUGGAGAAGAUGGGCUACCCGACGGAGAACACGGUGCCCGCGGGCCUGGCAGCCGCACCGCAACCGCACGUGCCAUUCGUCCUGAUGUGCCCGUCCUCGCGGAGCGGCUCCACGCUGCAGUGCAUCCAGAUCAGCGACUCGCACUCGCAAUACCCGUUGGUGCUUUACACAAGUGCCACUGCCAGCCAGCAAGUUGAUGGCAUGGAAGUGGACACCGAGCAGCCGGAGCCGAAGCCUGACAUGACGGUGGCGUCCGAGCGGUGCGCCGAGGCCUUGGUUUGCCCACUACCGGUGCCGCAGCCGCAGCAGCUGGAGGAGCUACCGUUGCCCGCGCCGGUGGCCAUGGUCGGGGUAAAGCCGCAAAGCGAGCUGGCUGUGGGUGAGGUGGUGCCGACGACCGAGGACGAGGAGGCCGCAAACCAGCUGGUGCUGGUGGACGGCCCGGAGGGCUUGUCUCCGCUCAAGGCCAUCUCUGAGUUCGCCGACGCGCUGCAGUUCAUCGAGUCGGAAAUGCUUUUCGAUGACUCGACCUCGCUGGGAGAGAUCUAUGAGCUGGCCGAGCUGGUAGAAGAGACGGUCAACCCCAGCGCUGCCCCACAGCCGCCUGUGAUCGAUGCUCAUCCCAGCACGCCCGCCAACUCGAAGCAGCUGCCGCAAAUUACUCCCGAGGCGGAAGUGCCUCUGCUGACGACGCCCACGGUCACCGUCAAGUUCAGCAGCCCUCCCACCAUCCUGAGGCGCAGGAGCGUGCGCGGGGUCAGCCACUCCUCCCCCGCCUUCUCGUCGUCGCUGUUGGACGAGAUGAGCGAACUGCAGGACACUCCCAAAAGCACGCCCCUCAAGAAGCUCUCCUUCUCCCCGUCGCAGUUCCUGAACGUGAAGGUGCAGGACGGCAUCCGCUUGGAUUCGGGCCCGUCGCUCACCUCUACCCCUGUGUGCAGCCACAAGGUGGAGGUGACCACGCCACUGCAGAGGGACCACACGCCGAAGCCCUCCAAGGGUGGUGGCAAAGCCUACCGCACUCUCAACAUCCGGCGCUCCAUCCUGGGACCGCCCCGCACCCCCACGCCGUUCAAGAAAGCGCUGGCAGCCCAGGAGAGCAAGUAUGGCCCCCUCAAGCUGAUGCCUCAGACACCUUCCCAGCUGGAGCAGGACCUGCUGGAGGUGCUGGAGAAGGAUGUGUCCUCGUUGCAGGACACCCCAGGGAGAUUCACCGGCCUCUGUUCGGCCAAAACCGGUAACCCCUGGAAGGCCGACUUUCCCGCCAAGCGUGCUCGCAAGUCGCUGGCCCUCGACAAGAUGGACACUGAGAACUGCUGCCAUGUCCUGCCAACCAACGACCAAGCCGUCGUCAACCCUACCAGCAGCGUAACCAGCACGAGCCGAACGAGGCACAAGAGGAGGGUGAUGGGGGAUGAGGCUGAGGAGAGUCCUCGCCAGCCGCUCACCCCGCUACGCACCUCGCUCCAGGACAACCUCUGCUGCAAGAUGCCCAUCCAGAUGAGCGAGGAGUGGGAGGCCGUGGCGUGCGGCAAGACGGAGGACCAAGUGUUGAUGACGGAGAAGGCUCGCAGGAUCCUGCACACCCUGCCUCCGCGGAGCCUGGUGCUGUGAGCGAGUGCCACCGCACAACCCCCCGUGACUCGUCCGCCCCUCCGUGCGCUUCGAUUGCGACGUCACAGACAUUCGCCCCCCCCCCUUCCCGAUCGGCCGAGUGAGCGUUGACGCGCCAGGAUUUUUUUCCGAAACGGCAGCGACUUUGGUUUCCCCGCCAAAUCCCGCGCCGGCAUUCAUUCUCUAGGUUAAGAUGGUUGUGGGAGUAUUUAAAUGGAGAACCCGGUAGCGGGAUUGUUAACUGUAAGUGUAAUGGGUUCAACUGAGUCGCAGACAUAGACUUGGAGGCAACACAUUUAUUCAGUUCCAACACACGGGGUAACUUCCCCCUUAACAGAAUAACAACCUAUGGUGGUAACCACCAGGCUAACUACACUAGUUACCACGUAACUGCUACUACGGACCGGGACCAACAGCUUUGGCCCGGGUCCACGUGUUGGAGACUCGUUGAACGGAGAACGUAGACGAAGGGUUUCUUCCAGGAUGAACAACAACCCUGGUCCCUCUCGGGGACCCGGCUUAUAUUCUUUGUGGUGUGGACAGCUCUGCCCUUGGCCUCGUCCACCUUCCAGAAUCCUCGGGAAAGAUCUAGGUCCCAAUCAAGUGACCACCCCUAGCCCCCUCUUGGGGCUCCUUUGUCAAUUUAACUUGUCACGUGUCUUUCCGGGUCAACCAGAGUGCCAUGGCCUCACAGAACCUCACCCUUUGGCCGGCACCCACACACCCUGUCCUGUAGGGUCGGCACUGCACGUAAAGCGUGGUGCCAUCACGCGCUAUUAUAUUCAGCGUUCACCGGGCCCCUCUCGCGCCGGUACUACACCCACACCCUUGUGGUAUCCGCGAUGUCGCUACACCGCACGCCGUGCCCCUCUAGGGCCGGCACUGCACCCACCCAGCAUGUUGACAUCCAGCGAUGUCACUACACAAGUAUAAAAAAGUAUAAAGUCGCUAACGUAAAAGGAUUUUAAGGAUUGGCCGUUGGUCGUUAAUGAUCUCAGUGCCGUUUGAAGCGUGUCAAAAAACAUUCCGUGAGUGAUUUCCUGCUCGCAUGAGCGUCGAGGCCGUGCUCUCCUCCUUUUUACAGCCCUGAGCCAGUGGUGGAAAUUCCGCAUUCCAAUGCCGAGGACGUGUCUGUCCCUAGGACGACCGCUACUAACUUUUACCCCCCAAUCAGUUUAUUGAGCCGGGCGGAACCACGUGGGGGAACCGAGUCACCGCUCAACCGGGAUUUGAACUCUCAACCUUCUGCUUGCGAGCCGGUCGCCUUCUCACUGGGUUGUCUGCAGCAAGAGCUCCGUUAUCCGGCAUCCAUGGAGGGUGCCAGUUAAUCAGAUAUGCCGAUUAUUUAUGGUCCACCAAAUUGUCCAAGUACAUGAAACUUUUCAAGAAAACAAAAACAUUAAGCCUACAUUUUAACUAUGAUAUGGGAAAUAACAUCCACUUUUGCAGAGGUACUCACCGGUCCGUUGUGGAGCAUUUUAAGUUGAUUGUAGAGACGCAGUGGGUCCGUUUACAGUACACAUUCGUACAGCCUGCCGCUACCGCCACCACUUGGCAGCGUCCUGAAGCUCCCGUAAACUACAACAACAACAACGGAUCUAUGAGAAGCCCACGGCAAGAUGCCGGAUGGCUGUUGGAGUGUUUCCGGACACUUGAAGGACGAUUUGUGUUGAUGUCCUAUGGCAGACGCUGGUUGUUAGAGCAUUUUGCUGCACGUCUCAACGUAGAGUGGCGGCCUGUGGGUCAAUGCUUGCGUAAGCCGAUGUCGGGCGGCACUGCCGGCGCCGACGGGGAAGGGGAGAUGCGUAAGAGGAAUGGAAAUGUUUUUUUUGGCCACAUGGACGACCCCAUGCACACGAAUGCCCUGCUAAAGCAGCACCUGCUUAAGCCAGUGUUCUUCAUCGCAAGGCCACCGCCGCCCACUGGCGGCGGUGGCCUUUAGCACGGCCCCUCACGUGCGGCCCUUCCCGACACAAUACACAAAUAGUGAACAACGCCCCCCCCCCCACCCCAUCAUCAUCAUCGUGCUGAUGUCACAAACUUCCAAUGGUUUGAAAUGAUGUGGCGGCCCUCACACUGAUGAUGUCUUAUCGGCAAGAGUGCCCCCCUCCCCCCCCACCUCAGAAAAUGAAUGAAGAACACCGGCUUCAGCGCUUGUUUGCGUUGGAGGUGUUUGUUCGAAAUUGAGCAGCGCAUCCUUUAAACACCGAUGUGUAAACCAGCUCGCCAAAUGUAUUUUGUCCCCCCCCACGACACCGGGUCGUCCCAAACCACAGCCUCUCUGCCACGCUCCGUCGUCUCUCCGCAUUCACCAAUUUACUUCUCCCCGUUCGAGUGCAAGUCAAUUCGUCACACGCUGCACGUGCCUGAUGAUUGUUAAACGCGUCUCCCGCGUGGCAAUCGACGCUAUCGCCGUUAUUAAGAGCCGAUUUAAGACUUGAGAUCUCGAGUGUGUGUCGUGUGUGUGUGCGCGUGUUUGUGUGCGCACGUGUUCUACGUGGUGAGCGGUAGUGCAGCCGUUAGCGCACCGCCCUACGAUCCCAGCGACGCGAGUUCACGGCCAACACCAGUGACAAUUAUUUGAAGCGGUCCUGGGCCUUCCGUAGGUCGAGUUGGCAUGUAAACAUCGCCACUUGGGAGAGAGCCAGCCGGGCGCGGUCCUGGCCACCCACCCCCUUGUGCGCUGUGCCGGUAACAGCACUUGCCCCAAUAGUAUGUUAAGGCUACACGGGGGAUAUUGUUAUUUGUGUUCCAUGUGUGCGCAUGCGUGUACACAUGCUACUCGGCGUUGUAGCUCCUCCUGUGAGAGAGUGGUCAGUCCACUGUGAGGACUAUUUGUAUAAAGAUAUUUAGCUUUUUAAUCUAAUAAAAAACAUAACAUUUGUCUGUCUCAAUGCUAGGCACUUUAUUAAAACCAGUUUUAACCGAAAGCAUCUGGCCAAAAGUUUUAGCAAAUGAAAAAUGCACGGAGAGCUUUUCGUAUUUUGCAAACAUGAUAGGACAGCGCCACCUAGCGAUACGAUUUGCUUCGGCAGAUAAUGUCCAUCUUCAGAUGUUUAAUAUCAGAAUUUUUUUUCAAGUAAAACGAAAUAAAAAAUAUUUUGCUUGGCCCUGUGUGGCUCACAAAGUCAAACUCGUAGUCAGUCACUCUGCUUGCUGACAUGGUUCACGCACUCGUGCCCAGCCGUGGGUUAAAUCGCUUGUUUUAACAUCAACAUUGUUUGAGCCCCCUGUCACUUUCUGCGAAACUGUGUGGCCAAAAACUCCAUGCGGGCCGGUGCUGCGGGGCACAUGGUUGGUUGAAGUUCUUUUAAACCAGGGGCCGGAGUGUCCAGAGGAAAAAAACUGCGUAAAUCCUACGAUAGAAGAAGCUGCUGCCUUCAGCCGGGUCUCAAGCUUCUAGCAAGAGAGGGCAGCUGUUGCCGAGCAUCGGGACGUGUCUGCACGCCGGUUGGCCUCGCGCAGUGUAGCUAUGGUGACCAGCUCCCCUGCGGGAUAUUCCGCAAGGCACUCGGCUACAUGUACAAACCCGGUGUGAACCGGUACAUACGUACAUGUGUAUGUAAGUCUACGGAUCUCUGUGUAAGUCUAUGGAUGUUGAACUUCUUUCACAUUGUACAUAGCCAACCAUGCUAAACGGAGGUGCGGGGCAAGGACAACAAACUAAACACAAAAAACUGUUUUUAAUAAAUGAAUUUUCUAUCUAGAUUAUUUUAAAGUGCGUAGCUCCUUCCUAAUAUCGGAAGAGCUGUUCCAGAUGGCUGCAGAAGCGCAUCUGAAAGUGCGUGACGCGGUGAACGUCUUUGUUCGAUAGCCAGCCAAAAGCCACUGCGAGGAUGGGCCGGAGUUCGCGUGAUGGUUUAUGCUCCUUGACGCAAUGAGAGUUUAUCGGCAGGUCGCAUGUGACGAGGGCAAGUGUGGGUACCCAUCUCUUUUUUUUUUUUCCAGGUGAGGCCCGGCCCAACCUGGCCACAAAUGAUAGCGCUCAACAAAGUGGCUUAUCGUGUGGAAAUUUCUAGCAGCCAAAUACUCCAGGCACAUGUUUCUAAAAACCUCUUCCGAGACAUCUGGCCAGCGAGGAAGAGUAGGCCAAAUACCCUCGGGGGGGGGGGGGGGGGUGAUGACUAGAGGAGGCAGUGGCGGGUGAGCAAGACAUGGCUGGGCUUGAACCUUACUUCAACCGUCGUAUAUCCACGCGGUGCCUGCGGGAGUCUUUGUGGAAUUGUGACCUCUCCCUCCUCCCACUCAUUGCAUUCGUUGGCAGUAGCCAAGCGACGCGGCUACCGUUAAACCCCACGUGCUGGAUGCCGGCCACGUGCCCUGGCUAUAAUUAAUCCCGUUUCUGAAGCCAAUAAAACACAUCCCGCCGUCUCCGGAGACCGAUUUGCGUCACGGGAAUGCUUUAUGUCAUGGCCCUUUGCGCCGUAAAAAUAGAUAUGCUGAUGUGUGAAGGGUCCUGAGCAUCAACUCUUUUUAAAAGCAGUGCAGUGUUGGGUUCUCUGUUUUGAGCCCCAGGCACACUUGGUGAAACGAGAGUCCUUGUUCAACCGCCUCCCCUCUCGCCCCCACCUCCCAUUGUUGUCACCCGUUGUUUGCCGCCAGCAUUUGCUCAUUUUUCCCUUAAUGACCACGGCCACCGCCGGGCCCUUCCCUUAGCUCUUCCUGCGAGUCCGCACGGGAGCGAUCGGCUGCUGCCCUGCCAACUUGGUCGCGCGCAAUCAAAUCGGCUCGUCAAAUUGCGGGCGUCCCCCUCCCCGCAACCGGGCAGACGUCGACAGGCGAUUCACAUCGCACAAUUUCAAGAGCGACUUCCAAUCGUGUGGCCUCCGGUGUGGACCCAAACCCCCCCCCCCCCCUCCUCUUCCGUCUCUCGAUCUCUUGAGAAAAUCCCAUCUCAUACAAACGGUGCUGAUGGUUUGGUUUUUUUGGUCUGGCAAAGAGUGCUUUGAAUCGCAUUACUACGCAUCUUGCUGCAUGUAUCCCUCCACUGCGGAGGGUGAUGAGGCCGUGAGCCCGUGCGUGAUGCCCGCCCCGGAGAGAGGUGCGUUUGCUGUUGCUAUCACCUGUUGGCGGUGAUCCCUAUUGGGGCUUAAACUGUGAGCGUCUUUCGUUCGCGGCUUCUUUGAGAAACCGGACGUUGUUCCUCGACCCUCCCCCAGAUGCAGAAUAUUUAUACUGCAGGAUGAAUUCGAUGAGCUAUAAAGCUCUUUUUUUACAGAUGUCCAGUAGUGGCGGGUAGGAACGUUACAACAACAAACAGUACACAAACACGACAGUAGUGCAAAGUACAAGAAAGGUAAACAAAUCGCCCAAACGCAUAGAAAUUAAUCUAAGCCAUCCCCAUCCUACCAGGCAAAGGCCACUUCCAUUGCUUGUUGCCUUUGUUUUCUUCCGACGGUACAACCGAGCCAGCCCGGGUGCGGCUAGGCGAGUGCCAGGUUGCUUUUCCACUGCAGAAACUGAACCGUGCCGCUGACGUCACGCACGACGAACGGACGCGCCGACGAGGCUGCGACGGGGUGCACUCGCGUCACGUUUUGGUGAACUCGUUCUCGGACCCGCCCGUGGCCCUGGUUGGCCCACAAUCCAGACGUCGUGUGAGGCGGGCGGAUUUUGCCGUGCGCGGUGGAACAUGUGGAAUGAGUUGUGUCGCUGGGAUUGGCAGCAAUCGCAGGAAGCGACACUGCGCAAGUUUCUAAAUCCUGUCUACACUUGCGGAUAUAACAACGUAAAACAUUUUAUGUAUUGCAUCCUCCAACGGCCAGUAGCCCCAUGAGAUACAUGUUUGUCUCUUAACAACCUUCACACAAUUAAAAUAGCAGUGCUAACAAUUGUACUUAUUGUGAAUAGUUUACAGAGAGAGGACGCUUUAGGGAUAGACUAUUUUCUGGUAAUGUACUAAGUGGUUCGGGCUAAGAUAGUACUGGAGUGGUAUGACUUUUGCCCAUAUGUUGGUGAGCUGUGUAUUUAAUGCCAUGUGUAGGGGGGCAAUUGUACUGUGUACAGUUAAGGAUAAUGACGCAUGCUGACACGUGUAAGUUAAAAUGUUAAGACUGUGUAUGAGACUUAAGGCAUUUUUUCCCAUUUAAUGAAAUGAUUAUAUAUUGCAAAAUGAUGAACAGUAUGGUUAAAAGUAAAACUUCAUUGUUGAAAAUGGUGA